Molecule: messenger RNA, 2689 nt
Organism: Tachysurus vachellii
Lineage: Eukaryota; Metazoa; Chordata; Actinopteri; Siluriformes; Bagridae
Product: histone-lysine N-methyltransferase PRDM9-like
Exons: 7
Coding region: 533-2002 (489 amino acids)
Biological process (GO): regulation of transcription by RNA polymerase II
Molecular function (GO): RNA polymerase II cis-regulatory region sequence-specific DNA binding; protein binding; histone methyltransferase activity
Source: RefSeq, a predicted model, not a curated record
CUGAGACCCGGUAGGAUCACCAGAGUGCCACGUAUGAGCAGGAGAAAGGGAGGAAAAGGAGGAUAAAACAAAAGGAACACAGCAGCAGAGGGAGGAAAAGGAGCAUAAAACAAAAGGAACACAGCAGGAGAAAAGGAGGAAAAGGAGGAUAAAACAAAAGGAACACAGCAGCAGAGGGAAACACAGGAGGCGUGUUGUGUUGUGAGGUGACGGUGAUGUGGCGUUAGAUCUCCAGCAGGGGGCGAUGUUCAGCUUCACCUGCUAUAAACACACAGGAACAAAAGAAGACGCGCUGCAGCAAAGGAGGAGGAGCUUCCUCACACACACACACACACACGCACGCACACACACACGCACACACACACGCACGCACGCACAAAUGUUCCACACGGAGAUACAGCAGUUCAUCGAGCUCAAGAUGGAUGCCGUUUAUUGUGUGUGGAUUUAAAGAGAUUCCUGCAGUUCUGUAGAGACUGAGGACCGGUGUUUUCAGGUAGGCUCUGAAACCUGCGGUGAUCAGCUUGGUGACGAUAUGCAGAUGGAGCUGUGCAGCACUUCUGAUGGAAGAACAUCGAGCUCAGUGGGACACGUCCCCCCUGUGGAGCAAAAGGACAGAGACUUCUGGAAAAAACCUCUGAAAGAGGAAGAAACUGAUGAAGAUGAAGAUUUUAUCAAUGGAGGAACAUCGAGCUCUCUGGAAGACCUCACCCCUGAGGACCAACAGAACCUUGGAUUACAGAUAAUACUAAAAGAAGAAGAACCUGAACAUGACGACUAUCUCUAUUGUGAGGAUUGCAAAUCUUUCUUUGUCAAUAAGUGUGAGGUUCACGGUCCGGCUCUCUUCAUCCCUGAUGUUGCGGUUCCACUGGGGGUCUCUGACCGAGCCAGACAAACCCUUCCUCCAGGUCUAGAGAUUCGGAAGUCCAGUAUUCCAGACUCAGGCCUGGGAGUGUUUAACAAUAGUGACACUAUUCCUCUUGGUGCGCACUUUGGGCCUUACCAGGGAGACAUGGUAGAGCGAGAGGAAGCCAUGAACAGCAGCUACUCCUGGGUGGUGUACCAGAGCGAGCAGUGUGAAAAAUACAUUGACGCCACAUCAGAGAUGAACUCAAACUGGAUGAGGUAUGUGAAUUGUGCUCGUAAUGAGCGAGAGCAGAAUCUGGUAGCAUUUCAGUAUCAAGGUGGGAUUCUGUACCGCUGCAGUCAGCCCAUCGAACCAGGACAGGAGCUCUUGAUGUGGUAUGAAGAGGAUUACGCCAAGGAUGUCACUUUUGAUUACCUCUGGAACAAAAAGUGCUCAGAAAACAGUAUGACCUACACCUUUCUGCAAGUCUUCACUUGCUCUUUAUGUCCACUUUCAUAUACAUCUGAAAUUUACCUCCACAAACACAUCAAAAGAUGCCACUAUGAGGAAUAUCUGAGACGCCUGAACUCGGGCGAGAUUGUUGGCCUCCCAGUUAACACCUCUCAGGAACAACCUGGGAGGAACAAUUACCAUUGUUCUUUUUGUGGGAAGGGUUUUACUUAUCAGAGUGCUCUCCAAAGACACCAGCGCUUUCACACAGGUGAGAGGCCAUAUAAGUGUGCACAGUGUGGGAAGAGUUUUACUCUACCUGGUGGUCUCCAACUACACCAACGCAUUCACACAGGAGAGAAACCGUAUGAGUGCUCACAGUGUGGAAAGAGCUUUAGUGAGAAAGCAGCUCUUCGAAGACACCAGCGAAUUCACACUGGAGAGAAACCAUAUCCCUGCUUACAGUGUGGGAAAAGUUUUACUGAGAAAGCAGCUCUUCAAAGACACCAGCGCAUUCACACCGGAGAGAAACCGUAUCACUGCUUGCAGUGCGGAAAGAGUUUUAAUCAACAGAGUCAUCUUGAAAAGCACCAGCGAAUUCACACCGGAGAAAAGCCCUAUCACUGUUUACAGUGUGGGAAGAGUUUUAGUCAGCUCAGUAAUCUCCGAAAACACCAACGCACUCACACUGGACAGAAGCUGUUUUAGUGUUUGCCGUUUGGGAUUGUUUUAUUGCCUCAAGCAUAACUUCUGAUAAUCAGACGUUCAUACAUUGAAGACAUAUAAUUUCAUGUUUUUAAACAAAGCAGAAAAAAAUGUACAAAAAUAUACAGGUAUCUCUACCACCCAAGCAGGCAUGAUUGUUUAAACAGAUCGUUUAGAAUUGUAAUAAUCUGGUUUUGAAAAAAUAAUGACAGUUUUGCUGUAGUACUCAGUUCACUCCUGUUUGUCAGUGAAUUUAACUCGAUGUAGUUUGAAUGGUAGUAUAAUUGGUAUUAUGUUGGUAAAUAUGUUCAUGUACUAUUAAAUUUGUGAGGUCCUAAGUUAAAUGGAUGGUCAUUGUGCUCCUAUGCUUUUAAUGUUUUCAUUAUAGGAAAUAUAGGAAAUUAGAGAAGGAGCUAUUUUAUAAUCUACUGUGUAUCGAUUACCGCCUGCUUCACCUGGAGCUGGGAAAUCUCUAGGUCUUAAAAGAAAAACAAUGCAGCUGAUUAAAGCUUAUUUCUGUACUAUUUUCUUCUUUCUUUAUUUUAUAACAUUAAUAUUGAAAUUUAUCAUCAUUUAGGAUUAGUCCAAGUUUAUGCAGCUGAUUUGCUACAUUAAUUGUAUUUCAGGUUUUUGUUCAUUCUGUGAACAGAGCUAACUUGGGCCUAAUAAAACCCAAAAGAAUUCUCUUAA